AUGACUGUCACUAAGUGGCUGAGGGUGAUAGCUGUGCCAAACCACAUUCAUUGGACACUUAUCCCUCUUCAAUUUUGUUUUCCUCUCCACCAAGACCGUCGCACCAGCUCCCUGCCUCUACUGGCCCUCCCUGGAGUGACAUCGAGCAGUGAGGACCAUCCAGAUAACCAGCUUACAAAUGAAAAACACACAGAUGAAAAGCCUAUGAAAGGUAUUGUUAUGAGUUCUGUCGCAGAAUUCAGCAUCACAGACUCUUCAUCAAAGGGCACCAAAAAUGAGAAGAAAUUGUCAGAUGCAAGCAGAUCAUCCAUUGCUUCCCUGGAGAAAUGCAGAGAAUUCACUUACAUUGAAGAUGAUGCAUCAGUACAUCAGAGAGACAGCGACGAUGAAUGCGCAACACUUAUCCUGGCCUGCUUGUUCUGCCAGUUUUGGGACUUUCUUAUAAUGCUGCCUGAUACCUGUGAACAUUGGCUGACAGAUACCUGUUGUCCAUCCAAUAGAUAUUACCAGACCUCUGACGAAGACCACGGCAGCAACGAUUGCAACUGUGACUGUGACAUUGAUUGCAGCCUCUUUGAGUCCUGCCACGAGACUGGGGAGUGCCUGGAGCUGGCCAUGGAGAUCUCAGAAGUCUGCUAUCGCUGA
Molecule: messenger RNA, 645 nt
Organism: Serinus canaria (Common canary)
Lineage: Eukaryota; Metazoa; Chordata; Aves; Passeriformes; Fringillidae
Gene: MDFIC2
Product: MyoD family inhibitor domain containing 2
Source: RefSeq, a predicted model, not a curated record